Aegilops tauschii subsp. strangulata is the source of this 432-nucleotide messenger RNA. Lineage: Eukaryota; Viridiplantae; Streptophyta; Magnoliopsida; Poales; Poaceae. The record is from RefSeq and is a predicted model, not a curated record.
AUGAAGGAGGCCCCCGACCGCAGACCAAGGCCAGCGCAGCCCGCGCCAUCCAACAGGGAGCUCGAAAUCCCCCGGCUGGACACGCAUCCACCAUCACGCGUUGCCGGCCGCCACAGCCCCCCGCUGCCCCGCACGAGACGCCGCCGACCGGCAGCACACGGGAGCUCAGGCGAGCUCCCACCACCUCCCAGCGCCGCCGGCCAGACCCCAGGCACCAGAUCCGGGCGGAUCUGGCCCGACGCCCACCAGCGCGCCGCCACCCGAUCUGGACCACCCAGCAGCCGCCGCACCAUCACCGGGGCACACACCGACGCCGCGCCGCCACCAGAAGGCCGCACCGCCGGCCCUCGCCACCGGCACCGUGCCGCAGGGCCCUGCCGAAGCCCAGCGCCGCCACCCGCGAGCUCCGCCCCGCGACGGACCCCGGAGUAG